This is a messenger RNA of Alexandromys fortis (reed vole), 3263 nucleotides long. RefSeq names its product spermatogenesis associated 25 (gene Spata25). The record is from RefSeq and is a predicted model, not a curated record. Gene Ontology annotation, biological process: spermatogenesis. NCBI's taxonomy places the organism in Eukaryota, Metazoa, Chordata, Mammalia, Rodentia, Cricetidae.
UGAGUGCCAGUGCGCACACACACACACACACACACACACACACGCGCGCGCGCGCGCGCGCGACAGCUUCCAUAUUCUCCUUUGGUUUGUGGUUUGUCAGGGAAUUAAACCCAGUCAUCAUGUAUCCCUGCAGGCCAGAAGAGGGCAUCAAAUCUCAUUACAGAUGGUUGUGAGCCACCAUGUGGUUGCUGGGAAUUGAACUCAGGACCUUUGGAAGAGCAGGCAAUGCUCUCAACCACUGAGCCAUCUCUCCAGCCCUGUGUUGUUUUGAUUUAGACAAGGUCUUGUCUGCAGCCUAGAGUGGCCUUAGACUCCCAUAUCCUGAGAUUAUUAUAGGUGUGGGCCCCCAUGCCUGACUUAAACACUUUUUUUUUUGUAAAAAGCCCCUUCAAAGAUUCUAAUAAAUGGUCAUAGUGAAGAUGUAUUUCACUAGAUCAGAGGUUUUACCUUUGGGAAAUACUAUAUUUACUGGUUUGAGACAGGGUCUUACUCUGUAACACGGGAUCUUGAACUGUGGCAGUCCUAUCUCAACCCGAGAGCCCAGGCAUGGCCUACUAGUUCUGCCUCUGUCUUUUGCAGUACUAGGGACUGAGAUUAGUGCCCAAUCCAGAUGAGUACUGUACCACCAAACCAUUCUCCAGCCUCCCUCCAAACCUUUGAGGACGGGUCCCAAUAUGUGGCCCUCGCUUGUGUGAGACUCACAAAGAUCUGCUUGUCAUUGCCUCCUGAAUGCUGGGAUUAAGGGGUAUACCCCCACACCCAGCUGCCAGUCCCCCUUUUAGUUAUCAUUUAGGACAGAGUCUAAUUGCUCAGGCUGGCCUUAAACUUGUGAUCCCUCUGCCUCAGCUUCCCAGGCAGCUGUUUCCAGGCCUGUUCCAUUAGGCCUGACUCUGUUGUCUUCAGGAACAUAAAAAUAUUGAUACAUCGGUCUGUCCCUGGCAUUCUUGGUUGAUGGAGUAGGAUCCUAGUGGUAUUCAAAGUCUCCCAGAGCCUGUGCUGGCCACCAGUGCCUGAACGAACCAUGUCAUUUUUCCAGGGGAAAACAAGCCAACAGGUGAAAAUAUAUUUGUGUAAGGACAAAUAGCAAAUACUUCUUAUUUUAUUUAUUUGUUUAUUGAUUUUAGAGACAGGGUUUCUCUUUGUAGCCCUUGCUGUCCUGGAACUUGCUCUGUAAACCAGGCUGGCCUCGAGCUCAGAGAUCCACUUGCCUCUGCCUCCUGAGUACUGGGAUUAAAAGUGUGAGCCACUAUGCCUGGCUCUAGCAAAUGAUUUUAAACCACAACAAGAAGAAGAAGAGGGUCUGGCUGGAGAUAUGGCUCAGUGAUUAAGAGCACUGACUGCUCUUCCGGAGGUCCUGAAUUCAAUUCCCAGCACUCACAUGGUAGCUCACAACCAUCUGUAAUGGGAUCUCAUGCCCUCUUCUGUCACGCAGACAUGCAGACAGAGCUCUCAUAUACAUAAAUAAAUAAAUCCUGAAAAAAAAAUCACGAGGGUCACCUGUACUCCCAAGAGUUUGCCUUCAAACUGGUCAUAAAGUGGAGAAUGACCUUGGAUUUCUGACCCUCCGGCCUCUCCCACCUGAAUGCUGAGAUCACAGGCCUGUGCCCCAUGCUCGGUUUGAGUUGAGUGGUAGCGGAUGAUUGAAUGAAAACCUUGACUCACACCUUAAGGCACAAAAGCACUGGCCUCAUUUAUCUCUAUCUCUGAUCGUUAGCUCCACAGGGAUACUCUUAUUUCACCCUCACAACUCCUGGGGAGGCAGGGGGCAGUAUCACCCCCAUUUUGCCAAUGAGAAUUUUUUGUUUUGUUUUGUUUUGUUUUUCAAGAAAAGGUUUCUCUGUGUAACAGUCCUGGCUGUCUUGGAACUUGCUUUGUAGACCAGACUGAUCUCUAAUUCACUGAGAUCCACCUGUCUCUGCCUCCCUGGGAUUAAAGGCGUGUGCCAUCACUGCCGGCUGUAGAUGAGGAUACUGAGGAACAAAACUGUCUAGGUGAAGCCAGGGGCACACACCUAUAUUCCCAACACCUAGAAGGCUGAGACAGGAAGAUCAAGGAUUUGAGGCCAGUUACACAAAAGCAAAAACAGGCUGAGCAUGGUGGUUUCACGCCUUUGAUCUCAGCAAACAAGCUGGAGACAGGCCCGGAACAGGAAGUAGACCAUAGGAAGUCCAGGCCAGCCAGGGCUAUUGUAGUUUGAUCCUGUCUCAAAAAACAAACAAUAGAAACCAAAUAGAAACCAAACAACUAGAAUGUGGUUCUGAGGCAGCGCUCAGUCCUAGCAUCUGCAAAGCCCUGGCUUCCGUCCCCGCACCAGAAGAGAGCAAAACAAAACCACCCGGCCAAGUUGAUCCUGACGAAGAUAAUGAAUGAAGAGUCUGGAACAUCCCGAUCCUGGUCCAGUGUCCCCUGGUCCAUCUAACCCCCUCCCAUUGUGACAUACAUGUUCUAUAUUGAACAGGCUAGUAUUGUGAGGUAGGGUCCGGGUGUAGAGGGGACUAUGAGGUGACAUUGUAGAAAACUGGAGAGUCGGGCAGGACUAGGGCAGUUCCCUCACAAAUAGGGACUUUGGGGCAGCCAUGUCCUACUUCAUAUCUCCACAAACUCAUCUGGGGCUUCUGUCUUCUGGCCAAGGUGGGGCUGCUGCUUCGGGUCCGUCCCUUGGUCUCUAUAGUUCUGCAGAGCCAGUGUUGGUGGCGUCUGGUGGAUUAGGUCCACUCAGCCAGAAAGCUGAGCAGGUGGUACCUGCUGCCCAGGUCUGGGGUCCUACCUUGGCAGUGCCUGAAGCCAGGGGCUGCUCUGGGUGUGCUAGCUGGGAGACACCGCGGAAGGAACACAACCGAUACUGCCCCAAAUUGCCCCCCAUGAGGCAGCUGGAGACCUUGAGCUGGGCAGACCCCUGCUCCCGAAGCAGAGCUCCCUACCUGGGUGGCCCUAGCAGGCCCCGGCCCCUGCUGCUGUAUGGGCUGUCACCAGGGGUUCUGACGAUGUCCUCCGAGACAGGUGGGAAGGAGGCUGGCUCCCAACCUGACAUCUGCAUCCUUACCCUAGCCAUGAUGAUUGCGGGCAUCCCCACCGUGCCUGUUCCAGGCCUGCGGGAAGAGGACCUGAUCCGGGCAGCUCAAGCUUUCAUGAUGGCCCAUCCAGAGCCAGAGGGGGCUGUGGAGGGGGUGCAGUGGAAGGCACAUGCCCACAUGGCCUCUGGACAGAUGCCUCUAGUGAGAUCCAGGAGGGACUCCCGCUUGUCGCCAGAUGAAAUAGCAUGA